GUUUCUGCUGGUAGCACAAGAGUCACAAGGCGACACAUUUCUUUAUCAUGGAUCUCUACUAUCACCCGGCCUCGGCGCCUUGCCGCUCCGUCAUUAUGACAGCCAAGGCAUUGGGAGUUGAGCUCAACCUGAAGAUGUGCGAUGUGUUGGCGGGGGAACAGCUGAAGCCCGAGUUUGUAAAGCUCAAUCCCCAGCAUGUAAUACCCACCAUCGUGGACAACGGAUUCGUCCUUUGGGAGUCGCGUGCCAUCCUCAUUUAUCUGGUUGAGAAGUACGGCAAGGAGGACGACUCCCUCUAUCCCGCAGAUCCCCAGAAGCGAGCUGUGAUCAACCAACGCCUCUACUACGACAUGGGCACCCUCUUUCAGAGCUUCUUUCAGGCUAUCUUUCCGCAGAUCCGGAGCCAAAAGCCAGCCACUCCAGAGGCAAUGCAGAAGGUGGACAAGGCCUUUGGGCUCUUGAACACCUUCCUGGAGGAGGAUGAUUUUGUUGCUGGCUCUAGUCUGACUGUGGCCGACAUCUCCAUUCUGGCCAUUGUCUCCACCUUCGAAGUGGUGGACUAUGACAUCAGUCAGUAUCCGAAUGUGACCAAGUGGUACGAGAAUGUCAAGGAGGUGACACCCGGCUGGGAGGAGAACUGGGAGGGUGUAUUGCUGUUAAAAAAGUACAUGGAGUCCAAUAGCCAGUAAAUUUAUUUAUUUCAUCAUAAUGAGUACACAGACAUACUAGUCACACAAUAAAUAAUAAAUGUUCCCUUGGGCUGCUGCCCAAUUAU
This is a messenger RNA of Drosophila obscura, 775 nucleotides long. RefSeq names its product glutathione S-transferase 1-1. Gene Ontology annotation, molecular function: glutathione transferase activity. Bases 48 to 689 code for a protein of 213 amino acids. Gene Ontology annotation, biological process: glutathione metabolic process. NCBI's taxonomy places the organism in Eukaryota, Metazoa, Arthropoda, Insecta, Diptera, Drosophilidae. The transcript has a single exon. The record is from RefSeq and is a predicted model, not a curated record.